AGAGGAAGUUUGAAACCCUUGGAGUCUAGAUAAUUGAUCAUCACCAACCAACAGCGCUGAAAGCUUCUCAAUCUCUUCGUCAUCUUGCGAUUGAAGAAUGAUCGAGGUGGUGUUGAACGAUCGACUGGGAAAGAAGGUCAAGGUUAAAUGUAACGAGGAUGACACGAUCGGAGACCUAAAGAAGCUGGUUGCGGCCCAGACCGGAACCAGAGCCGAUAAGAUUCGAAUUCAGAAGUGGUACAACAUCUACAAGGACCAUAUUACUCUCAAGGACUACGAGAUCCAUGACGGAAUGGGUCUUGAACUCUACUACAACUGAUUCAUCCUUCUUCUUCCGGUUAUACACCAACACCAGUGGAAGUUAUUAAAUGGAUGGAAUUUCUCCCCCUCAAACCUAUGGGAGUGAAUAUAUGGGUAUUGUUUUGACAUGCCAAUAUGUAAAAACUGUUGGUCAUGUAAAGUGUAGUCAAAUAUGGAUAAUAAUAACUGUCUGUGUGUGAAAGAUUAGCUAUUUAGCCUAUUUUCUGUGCUACGUACUUAUGGUUAUAUGUGGCGUUUAUGUGGGUACUAGUUAGGGGUGAAGUAAAGACCUCUUUAAAUUAGUCUAUGCACUCUAUUUCUAUUCUAA
Messenger RNA from Cannabis sativa, 628 nucleotides. RefSeq names its product ubiquitin-like protein 5. The transcript has 2 exons. Gene Ontology annotation, cellular component: cytoplasm; nucleus. Gene Ontology annotation, biological process: mRNA splicing, via spliceosome; protein modification process. The coding region runs from base 98 to 319 and encodes 73 amino acids. Lineage: Eukaryota; Viridiplantae; Streptophyta; Magnoliopsida; Rosales; Cannabaceae. The record is from RefSeq and is a predicted model, not a curated record. Gene Ontology annotation, molecular function: protein binding; protein tag activity.